Molecule: messenger RNA, 1537 nt
Organism: Zalophus californianus (California sea lion)
Lineage: Eukaryota; Metazoa; Chordata; Mammalia; Carnivora; Otariidae
Exons: 2
Coding region: 27-515 (162 amino acids)
Source: RefSeq, a predicted model, not a curated record
UUUCCCUCGCGCCGGACGCCUCUGCCAUGGCUGCCGGCACCGAGGAGGGCCGCGGCCGGGCCGGGCCGGGCGUGAAGCUGAGAGGAAGGCUGCGGGAGGUGGGGUGGGCAGGGGCGGUGGAAGGAUGGGGGGUCGCCGCGCAGCCUCUGCUGCUAGAGAGAAGGCUGUGGCUGGCGGCCGGGCCGGGGCAGCAAGGUCCUCGGGGGCUCGAGUUGGCCUUCGCACGCCUCUCCGCAACGACCGGUGGACAGUCCCCUUCGGCCUCCGCCUCCGUCCUCGCCGCCGCUGCCGCCGCCGCCCGCUCCCGCCGCCGCCGCCGCCGCGCACAAAGCCCCCCCACCCGGCUCUCGGAGCGCCGCCGCCGCCGCCGCCAAAUCUUCAGCCCCUCAUUGGCCGCUGGCCGCGGCGCCUGCCGGGAAAUGCAGUCCCGGGUUUGCGGCGCAGGGGGGCGAAAGGAGGAAGAGGGUAGUCGGCGGGGCGGAGAGGAGCGGCUGGAGAGUCUAGACAAGAAGUGAGACCGCAGGCGAUAAAGGCAGAGACAGGAAGGAAUGAUACGAAGGAGGGUAAAAAACAACAACAACAACAACAACAACAAAAACAGAAGACAGGUUAAAGGUUGGGCCUGUGAGGCGUUAGAGAUAACCUACAAACGAGUGCCGAGUUCAGAUGACCGGGAAAGAAGAACAAUUUGUGUGCCUCCUUGGCUGCCUUCUGUCCGACAGCUGUCAGAGUCAGAGCUUCCUAUUUCACAUGGGUCUGCGUCUGGAAACCGUGGCAGCAAUUUCAGACCUGAGCCGUGGGGGACAGUCUCUCUUUCAGCCUCGGAUGUGAGUCCUGGAUGCCCCCCCCCGACCCCCGUCCCGCCCCACAAUCGCAAGCCGUGGCGGCAUCUCAGUCGCUGUGAGGAAGCGCUGACCUCCCUGGCAGCCACCGGGCCCCGCACGCCUUCUUCCUGCUCGCACUGCGGGCCCGGAGGCUUGUGGGUAAAGAGGAGGACGUCAGCGCCGACUGCGGCCCGGACCCCUAGGGACCCAGAGGGCUCGGUGCCCGUCACGUGCUUGGGCCCUCUGCUGCUCACUGCAGACCUUCACUUCGAGGGAUGGGAGGGCAUCAGUCCUCGAGAGAGCUCACGCAAGAAUGAGCGGAGGAAACGGGAGUCAAAAUUCUCUGUAACCCUCUAAGCCCUCCCCAUGCUAGGAAAUUUAUGUUAAACAAUAGAAGGUGUGUGACACAGUAAAGUCGUCUUGCUGGAGUGUACAAAAUUUGGUGAUAUUUCCUGGGGCCUGGUGAUGAUGACUUAGAACGUUGCAGCACAGCGACUUGAACGUACAAAGGAAAUAUAGGCAGCAACAAUCAGAUGAGGAAACCGAUACUCUGCGCUCUGUUCUGAGAAUAAUAAAGCUGUGUCACUACUAGAUGUUAUACUCUGCACCGACAUUAUAGUUCUGGAUCUGUUUGGUAGGGCCACAAGAAAUUUCUGAUAUCUUUAUCUUUAAAUACCAUUUAAACAAGAAAUUAAAGGAUUCCUACAGAUCAA